Molecule: messenger RNA, 2023 nt
Organism: Diospyros lotus (date-plum)
Lineage: Eukaryota; Viridiplantae; Streptophyta; Magnoliopsida; Ericales; Ebenaceae
Product: aldehyde oxidase GLOX
Exons: 1
Coding region: 156-1778 (540 amino acids)
Source: RefSeq, a predicted model, not a curated record
GACGGCCCACGUUACACCAACACCAACCGCACCUUGGUCUUCAGCGACUCCCUGUCUUCUCCACCACGGGCUCGGGCUAAGUACACUGGUACACUGACAGUGGAUAAACGUAGCCACCCCGCUCUCUCUCUCUCUCUCUCUCUCGGUCUCGAACAAUGGAGGGUUCGAAUUUCUUCUUUUCGGUUUACGUGGUCAGCUUCGCUUUAUCGAUAAUUCAGAUCACCGGCGUGGCACGUGGACAGCUGCCGGGCACGUGGGAGUUGGUGGUGGAGAACGCCGGGAUCGCCUCCAUGCACACGGCCGUGACGCGGUUCAAUACCGUCGUGCUCCUCGACCGCACCAACAUCGGCCCCUCCCGGAAGAUGCUCCCCAAGGGCCACUGCCGGAGAGACCCGACAGACAUGGUGCUUAAGCGCGAUUGCUACGCCCACUCCGUCCUUCUAGACCUGCGAACCAACCAAAUUCGCCCCCUCACCAUCCUCACCGACACCUGGUGCUCCUCCGGCCAGUUCCUCCCCGACGGCACCCUCUUGCAGACCGGCGGCGAUCGUGACGGCGUUCAGAAGUUCCGCAAAUUCACGCCCUGCGAACCCGAUUCGGUCUGCGACUGGGAAGAGCUGAAACACAUCGAAUUGUCGCAAGGCCGAUGGUAUGCGACCAAUCAAAUUCUGCCCGACGCUUCUGUGAUCAUCGUCGGCGGCAGAGCCGCCAAUAGUAUAGAGUUCUAUCCGCCGAAACCCGGUGGCGCCGUACAUUUCCCGUUUCUUGCCGAGGUGGAAGAUAAUCAAAUGGACAAUCUUUACCCGUAUGUUCAUUUGCUUCCCGACGGUAAUUUGUUCAUUUUCGCGAACAACAAAGCGGUGCUGUAUGAUUACAACAAGAACGUUGUGGUCAGAAAUUAUCCACCGUUGGAUGGGGGUCCGAGAAAUUACCCGUCCGGUGGCUCGUCGGCGAUGCUGGCCCUGGUAGGCGAUUUCGAGGAAGCGACGAUCGUGGUCUGCGGUGGCGCACAGUACGGGGCGUUCAUCGAGAGGAGCGUGGAUACCCCGGCCCACGGCAGCUGCGGUCGGAUCGUCGCGACCCGACCCGACGCUGUUUGGGAGAUGGAGGACAUGCCCUUCGGUCGGAUUAUGGGCGACAUGGUGAUGCUUCCCACCGGCGAGGUGCUGAUCAUCAACGGGGCCCAAGCCGGGACUCAAGGGUUCGAAAUGGCCUCGAACCCGUGUUUGCAUCCGGUUCUGUACCGCCCCGACCAGCCACUGGGGCUCCGCUUCAUGACGCUGAACCCGGGUACAGUACCCAGAAUGUACCACUCCACCGCUAAUCUAUUACCGGACGGGCGGGUUUUGAUGUCCGGAAGCAACCCGCAUAUCUUCUACAAGUUCGGGGUCGACUUCCCCACGGAGCUCCGAAUCGAAGCGUUCUCGCCGGAGUAUUUGGCGGCGGACAGGGCCAACCUCAGGCCAGUACUGACGGAGACGCCGGAGUUCCUACGCUACGCCACGUCUUUUGACGUGUUCGUGACGGUUCCGCUGCCGGUGGUGGGGAUAGUGGAGGUGAACCUCGCCAGCGCGCCUUUCGCCACGCACUCAUUCUCGCAGGGGCAGAGGCUGGUCAAGCUGGGCGUCACCAGCGCCUUGCCGGACAGCGCCGGAAAGUACAAGAUCGGGUGUACGGCGCCGCCGCACGCCCGGGCGGCGCCGCCUGGUUACUAUAUGUUGUUCGCGGUGAACCAGGGCGUGCCAAGCGUGGCAAAAUGGGUCCAAGUAAUCCCAUAAUUUCCUUUCCUAAUUUGACCUUUUUCUCUUUUUAUUUAUGUACUUAUUACUGUUUCCAUGCUUUCUCCUUUCUAUUUCUCUCUUUUUAUUUUGGGUAUGUUUCUGUCAUGAAUUUGUUCUUCAAGUGUUUAUAAUUAGAGGCAUUGGAAGCCUCUCCAUCUUAAUUAAUUUCUUUUAAUUUACUCAUUUCUUUGAUAUAUUGCGGAUUAAUUAAUGUUAAUUAUUACCUUAAUGACUUUGUUUUA